This is a messenger RNA of Nerophis lumbriciformis (worm pipefish), 1662 nucleotides long. The record is from RefSeq and is a predicted model, not a curated record. Lineage: Eukaryota; Metazoa; Chordata; Actinopteri; Syngnathiformes; Syngnathidae.
AUGACUGAACAGGUGCUGUUGCACGUGUUGUUCGAGCACGCGUCCGGCUAUGCGUUAUUUGCUGUCAAAGAGGUGGAGGAGAUCGGCAUGCUGCUGCCUCAGGUGGAGCAGUGUGUCCUGAGUCUUGUGAAAUUCAACAGCAUGGUGAGCCUGGCUGCCUUUUUUCCUUUUAAGUCUGCACAGGCUGCCCUGGAGAACAUCAAUGCAAUUUCUGAAGGUGUGGUUCACGCGGACCUUAAGUUGUUCCUCGAGACGAAUCUUCCUCAAUCCGGCAAGAAGAAAGCGACACUGGGAGUUGGAGAUGCCAAAAUCGGUGCUGCCUUACAAGAAGAAUUUGGUUUCUCCAUCCAGACAGGCGGCGUUGUGGCAGAGCUAACAAGAGGGAUUCGCCUUCACUUUCACAUGCUGGUAAAGGGACUGACGGCGCUUGCCGCCUCUAAGGCUCAGCUGGGUUUAGGCCACAGCUACUCUAGAGCCAAGGUCAAAUUCAACGUCAACCGGGCGGACAACAUGAUCAUCCAGUCUAUUGCACUGUUAGAUCAGCUCGACAAAGACAUCAACACCUUCUCCAUGCGCGUCCGCGAAUGGUACGGUUACCACUUCCCCGAGUUAGUGAGGAUCGUACCCGACAACUCGAUGUACUGCCGCCUGGCGCAGCUCAUCGGCAACCGGAAGGAGUUAACAGACGAGAGCGUAGAAAGCCUGGAGGAAGUGGUGAUGGACAACGCCAAGGCGCAGGCCAUCCUAGAUGCAUCCCGCUCCUCGAUGGGAAUGGACAUUUCCCCAAUCGACUUGAUCAACAUCGAACGGUUCUCCAAUCGUGUGGUGUCACUGGCGGCGUAUCGUCUGGAGCUACAGGAAUACCUGCGCUCAAAGAUGUCCCAGGUGGCUCCCAACUUGGCCGCUCUGAUUGGAGAAGUGGUGGGUGCCCGUCUGAUCUCUCACGCUGGCAGUUUAACCAACUUGGCAAAGUACCCCGCCUCCACAGUCCAGAUCCUGGGAGCGGAGAAAGCCCUGUUCAGAGCCCUGAAGACGCGAGGCAACACGCCCAAGUACGGCCUGAUCUUCCACUCGACCUUCAUCGGCCGAGCUGCGGCCAAAAACAAGGGCCGCAUCUCCAGAUAUCUGGCCAACAAGUGCACCAUCGCCUCACGCAUAGACUGCUUCUCUGAAUUGCCCUCUAGCGUGUUUGGGGACAAACUGCGUGAGCAAGUGGAGGAGCGUUUGUCUUUUUACGAGACCGGCGACCUCCCACGCAAGAACGUUGACGUGAUGAAAGAAGCCAUGAAGGAGGCAACGGAUGUUGCCGCUGAAAUGAAGCGGAAACUAGACAAGCAGGAAAGAAAACGCAAGAAGCGUGAGAAGAAGCAAGCGCUUCUGGAAAACGGAGAUGCAAACGGAGAGGUUAAUGGGGAGUCCGAGGUUCCGGCGGCUGAGAACGGAGCAAGCGACGGUCCUCCCAAGAAAAAGAAAAAGCGCAAGUCUGAGGCGGAGGAACCGCCAGUGCCUGCCGUAGGUGAGGACGAAGCAGAAGACUCAAACGCACCAGCCAAGAAAAAAAAGAAACGAAAGUCAGAGCCCGUGGAGGACGAGCCGGCCGAAGAGAUACCUGAACCUCCAGUGUCUGAAAAGAAAAAGAAGAAAAAGAAAAAUGUGGAGUAA